Bactrocera neohumeralis is the source of this 599-nucleotide messenger RNA. RefSeq names its product cytochrome c oxidase subunit 4 isoform 1, mitochondrial-like. The record is from RefSeq and is a predicted model, not a curated record. Bases 60 to 599 code for a protein of 179 amino acids. The transcript has 2 exons. Lineage: Eukaryota; Metazoa; Arthropoda; Insecta; Diptera; Tephritidae. Gene Ontology annotation, biological process: mitochondrial electron transport, cytochrome c to oxygen.
AGGUAAAUCAAAAAUAUUCAAUAAUUCAAACAUUUCUCAAGGAAACACAUAAUAAGAUAAUGCAGUUUUCACAGCAUCCACUUGAACGUCUUGCGAGCCGAUUUGGUAUACGCUUAACAAUAUGUCGUCAAACUCAUAGCGAUCAAGUGAUGGAACGCAUUGGGAAGCGUGAAAUUGUCGGCUACGGCUGGAAUGGCUCGCCUUGCUAUCAUGACCGCUUAGAUUAUCCGAUGCCAGCAGUGCGUUUCCGGGAACCUGACCCUGAGAUAUGUGCGUUGCGCGAGAAAGAAACCGGCGAUUGGCGGAAGUUGUCCAUAGACGAAAAGAAGCAACUUUAUCGUUACAGCUUCCGUAAAACAUUUGCGGAAAUGAAGGCUCCUACUUCCGAUUGGAAGUUUUCUCUAGGCGCAGCUUUGAUUGCAGUGUCGAUUGGUAUAUGGCUAUCACAAUCUUAUGCUCAUGGCAUUUAUCCAGAAUAUCCUGAAACAUUCGAAGAAAAACGUCGUAGUGCACAAUUAAAGAGAAUGAUUGCGCUGGAGGUUAAUCCCGUUACUGGAUUAGCUUCCAAAUGGGAUUACGAAAAGGACCGCUGGAAGUAA